This is a messenger RNA of Frankliniella occidentalis (western flower thrips), 1536 nucleotides long. Its product is annotated as NADP-dependent malic enzyme-like. The transcript has 4 exons. The record is from RefSeq and is a predicted model, not a curated record. The coding region runs from base 115 to 1122 and encodes 335 amino acids. Gene Ontology annotation, cellular component: mitochondrion. Gene Ontology annotation, biological process: malate metabolic process; pyruvate metabolic process. Gene Ontology annotation, molecular function: NAD binding; malate dehydrogenase (decarboxylating) (NADP+) activity; malate dehydrogenase (decarboxylating) (NAD+) activity. NCBI's taxonomy places the organism in Eukaryota, Metazoa, Arthropoda, Insecta, Thysanoptera, Thripidae.
AUAACUCUGUUCCUACUCGCGCUUUCGCAGGCUCUCCUGGACGACCCCCUGUACAUCGGGCUGCGCCAGAAGCGAGUGACCGGCGCCGCGUACGACGAGUUCAUCGAGGAGUUCAUGCGCGCAGUGGUGCGGCGCUUCGGCCAGACCACCCUGAUCCAGUUCGAGGACUUUGGCAACCACAACGCCUUCCGUCUGCUCGAGAAGUACCGCGACCAGUACUGCACCUUCAACGACGACAUCCAGGGCACCGCCAGCGUGGCCGUCGCCGGCAUCCUCGCCUCCCUGCGCGUCACCAACACCCGCCUCUCGGACAACGUGCUGCUGUUCCAGGGCGCCGGCGAGGCGUCGCUCGGCAUCGCCAGCCUCUGCGUCAUGGCCAUGAUGAACGAGGGCACCUCGGAGGCCGCGGCGCUCAAGCGCAUCUGGCUCGUCGACUCGCGGGGGCUGAUCGUCAAGAACCGUCCCGAGGGCGGCGUGACGGGCGAGAAGGUGCGCUUCGCGCAGGACCACGCGCCCGUCAAGACCCUCACCGAGGCCGUCAAGACCGUCAAGCCCUCCAUCCUGAUCGGGGCCGCCGCCAUCGGAGGCGCCUUCACGCCCGAGAUCCUGCAGACCAUGGCCGCCAACAACAAGAAGCCCAUCGUGUUCGCGCUCAGCAACCCCACCAGCAAGGCGGAGUGCACCGCGGAAGACGCCUACAAGCACACCAACGGCACGGUGGUGUUCGCCAGCGGCUCCCCGUUCCCUCCCGUGACCUACAACGGCAAGACCUUCCACCCCGGCCAGGGCAACAACGCCUACAUCUUCCCCGGCGUCGCCCUCGGCGUGAUCUGCGCCGGCGUCAAGCACAUCUCCGAUGAGAUCUUCUUCCUGGCCGCCCAGACCCUGGCCAACCUCGUCUCCCAAAAGGACUUGGACUCCGGCAGCCUGUACCCGCCUCUGGAGGACAUCCAGCACUGCUCCUCCGUGAUCGCGGAGGCGGUCGCCGAGUACGCCUACAAGAACGGUACCGCAAGCACGUACCCCAAGCCCGCGGACAUCAAGGCGUACGUCAAGUCGCAGCAGUACGACCACAGCUACUCGUCGGCGCUGCCCGCCCUGUACGCGUGGCCCGACGCGUAGAGGCUUCAUCAGAGGCUCCAUCAUCCAGGUGAUCUCAUCCGUCCACUCAUUUCCGCUUUAUACGCUGCUGGUUGUCUCACCGGGCUUCAAUAAUGUCUCAGUGGUGGAAUCGCCCUCACCCGCCGCGGUGCGCAUUUUUGUCACAACCCAUUUCAAAUAUCAACCAAUUUAUCUCCAAAUACGUCGCGCCGGCCAGUGUGGUUGCCGCACAAGCGCGGGGAACUUUGUAUCGGAGCUCGUCGGGGGCGGGUCGGCGGCAGGGGGGUCGGAAAAUGGAAUCGACAAGGGCCACAGAAUUGGCAAUCGUCAUCGUUUGAUGUCCUCAGGGCCGCUGUGAAAGCAGUGCUUGUGCUUUCAAAGCUCUGCGAGGCACUUCCAUCAAUCGCGAUUGCUUCGGCUCUCCCCGCCCUUCGG